AUGGUUAGAAAGGCAAUAGAGGUUCAAGAAUUGACUGCUUUCAACAUUGAGGGUCGUUGUGACGUGAGUAUUUUGCAGUUGUUCGAUGAUAUGCUGCUGAUAGGUAAUAGUGAUUGGCAACAGGUUCAGGCAUUAAAGGAAGUGUUAAGAGGAUUCAAAUUGAUAUCGGGGCUGGGAGUUAACUUUCAUAAGAGUCACCUUAUCGGAAUUAAUUUGAAUUAUCAUUUUGUCUAUGCAGCGGCUAAUUUUUUGAAUUGCAGGGUGCAAUCUAACUCCUUUGAUUUCUUGGGCUUUCACUUGGGAGUCAUUCACAAAUUAAUUUCUUGGUGGGAGUCGUUGCUGAAAAAAUUGAAGGAUCGGUUAGGUUCAUGGAGAGGCAGGAUUCUAUCAUUGGGAGGUCGAAUUUCUUUGAUUAAAUCUGUGCUUUCUAGUCUUGCUAUCUUUCAGCUCUCUUUCUUUAAAGCUUUGAGUCGUAUUAUCAAAGAGAUUGAGAGAAUUCAUAGCAACUUUUUAUGGGGAAACAAUGCUUCCAAGAGGAAGAUUGUUUGGAUCAAAUGGGAGUAUCUUUGUUUGUCAAAGGAGCUCGGCGAAUUGGGUUUCAAGAGUUUUAAGGAGUUCAAUGAUUCUCUUCUUUUUAAAUGGAAGUAG
This is a messenger RNA of Vicia villosa (hairy vetch), 648 nucleotides long. RefSeq lists its product as uncharacterized. Bases 1 to 648 code for a protein of 215 amino acids. The record is from RefSeq and is a predicted model, not a curated record. The transcript has a single exon. Lineage: Eukaryota; Viridiplantae; Streptophyta; Magnoliopsida; Fabales; Fabaceae.